Messenger RNA from Manis javanica (Malayan pangolin), 1846 nucleotides. It is a transcript of the gene DMAP1, whose product is annotated as DNA methyltransferase 1 associated protein 1. Gene Ontology annotation, biological process: chromatin remodeling; negative regulation of transcription by RNA polymerase II; DNA repair. Gene Ontology annotation, molecular function: transcription corepressor activity. The record is from RefSeq and is a predicted model, not a curated record. Lineage: Eukaryota; Metazoa; Chordata; Mammalia; Pholidota; Manidae. Gene Ontology annotation, cellular component: Swr1 complex; NuA4 histone acetyltransferase complex; nucleus.
ACGACCGGAAGUUUCUGUCCGCGGCCCUUCAGAGAUAGGGGAUCGCUGCGGCGAUGGCCGGGGAUCCCAGCUGCGGAGGCGCUGGGGCUUAGGAGGCAUUGGGCCUGUUAAGGGAGACCCAAGCGGCGGGACGUAGGCGGAGCCCCGACCUGAUCUGGGCCACCCUCCUCCUCGCGGCCCGCCUCUUCACCCCACCCCAACUUGGGGCUGAAGUGGUUCCUUCCCCUGAAGCGAGCCCGGUCCCUUCUCAGGCACUGACCCUUGACCUCAGGGCGCUCCCCCAUCUCCCAGGCGUGAUGGCUACGGGCGCGGAUGUGCGGGACAUUCUAGAACUCGGAGGUCCAGAGGGGGAUGCAGCCUCUGGGACCAUCAGCAAGAAGGACAUUAUCAAUCCGGACAAGGUGCUGGUUCAGGGAUGGAGCUGGGCUAGAGAAUUUUCAGGGAAGGCAGUCUAGGCUGUGGUUCCUUUCCUAUGGUUUCCCUCCUCAGAAAAAGUCCAAGAAGUCCUCUGAGACACUGACCUUCAAGAGGCCUGAGGGCAUGCACCGGGAGGUCUAUGCACUGCUCUACUCUGACAAGAAGGAUGCGCCCCCACUGCUACCCAGUGACACUGGUCAAGGCUACCGUACAGUGAAAGCCAAGUUGGGCUCCAAGAAGGUGCGGCCCUGGAAGUGGAUGCCAUUCACCAACCCAGCCCGCAAGGAUGGUGCUAUGUUCUUCCACUGGCGACGAGCAGCUGAGGAGGGCAAGGACUACCCCUUCGCUAGGUUCAAUAAGACUGUGCAGGUGCCCGUGUAUUCAGAGCAGGAGUACCAGCUCUAUCUUCAUGAUGAUGCUUGGACUAAGGCAGAAACUGACCACCUCUUUGACCUCAGCCGCCGCUUUGACCUACGUUUUGUAGUUAUCCAUGACCGGUAUGACCACCAGCAAUUCAAGAAGCGUUCUGUGGAGGACUUGAAGGAGCGGUACUACCACAUCUGUGCCAAGCUUGCCAAUGUGCGGGCUGUGCCAGGCACAGACCUCAAGAUACCAGUGUUUGAUGCUGGGCACGAGCGACGGCGGAAGGAACAGCUGGAGCGUCUGUACAACCGGACUCCAGAGCAGGUGGCGGAAGAGGAAUACCUGCUACAGGAGCUGCGCAAGAUCGAGGCCCGGAAGAAGGAGCGGGAGAAGCGCAGUCAGGACCUGCAGAAGCUGAUAACUGCGGCCGACACCACUGCAGAGCAGCGGCGCACGGAACGCAAGGCCCCCAAGAAGAAGCUACCCCAGAAAAAGGAGGCAGAGAAGCCGGCUGUUCCUGAGACUGCAGGCAUCAAGUUUCCGGACUUCAAGUCUGCAGGUGUCACACUGAGGAGCCAGAGGAUGAAGCUGCCUAGCUCUGUGGGACAGAAGAAGAUCAAGGCCUUGGAACAGAUGCUGCUGGAACUUGGUGUGGAGCUAAGCCCGACACCCACAGAGGAGCUGGUGCACAUGUUCAAUGAGCUGCGGAGUGACCUGGUGCUGCUCUAUGAGCUCAAGCAGGCCUGCGCCAACUGCGAGUAUGAGCUGCAGAUGCUGCGGCACCGACACGAGGCGCUGGCCCGGGCUGGCGGGCUGGGGGGCUCCAGUGUGCCAGCCUCGGGCCCAGCCCCGGCCUCUGCUGAACCAGUGGGAUCUGAACCUGGUCUCGGCCCUGACCCCACCAAGGACACCAUCAUCGAUGUGGUGGGCGCACCCCUCACGCCCAACUCGAGGAAGCGACGGGAAUCAGCCUCCAGCUCCUCUUCUGUGAAGAAAGCCAAGAAGCCGUGAGAGGCCACGUGGGGUGGGGAUGCUGCUGCUGUGUGAAUAGAGCUGCUGAGUUGGA